This is a messenger RNA of Phaeoacremonium minimum UCRPA7, 3309 nucleotides long. RefSeq names its product putative atp-dependent helicase nam7 protein. Gene Ontology annotation, biological process: nuclear-transcribed mRNA catabolic process, nonsense-mediated decay. NCBI's taxonomy places the organism in Eukaryota, Fungi, Ascomycota, Sordariomycetes, Togniniales, Togniniaceae. Gene Ontology annotation, cellular component: cytoplasm. Bases 1 to 3309 code for a protein of 1102 amino acids. The transcript has 2 exons. Gene Ontology annotation, molecular function: RNA helicase activity; ATP binding; zinc ion binding. The record is from RefSeq and is a predicted model, not a curated record.
AUGGAUGCCGGCGCCUUCAACCAUCUGGGCAACCAUCUAAUCUCCGAUUCUGCCGACACGAUCAAGGCUGAUGGGGCAGAUGAGCUCUCUAAUAUCGACCCAGACGAAAGCUUACUCUACGGCAAAUAUGGCGGACGCGGCGGCCUCGGCAACGCCCGCAGACGCAACGACGACGAUGACAACGAAACGGAGGUUUUCGACGAUGACGACGACGAGAGCCUUGCGAGUGCGGCCCUCGGGGGAAUGAAGAGGCUGAAUCUAAGAAGACCCGAGGAAGAGAAGGAGCUGCCUGCUCACGCUUGCGCAUACUGCGGAAUUCACUCACCAGCGUCUGUUGUCAAGUGCCUCGGCUGCAAUAAGUGGUUUUGCAGCGCCCGUGGAAACGCUACGUCUUCUCACAUUGUCAAUCACCUGGUCCGCGCGCGACACAAGGAGGUUCAAUUGCAUCCUCAAUCGGCUCUUGGCGACACAGUCUUGGAAUGCUACAACUGCGGAACGAAGAACGUUUUCCUGCUGGGAUUCAUCCCCGCCAAGUCCGACACAGUCGUGGUGCUGCUGUGCCGACAGCCAUGCGCCGCUAACACUUCUUCUAAGGACAUGAGCUGGGAUAUAUCGAGAUGGCAGCCCCUCAUCGAGGACCGAUCCUUCCUAAGCUGGCUCGUGGCCCCACCAACUGAUGCUGAGCAGCUCCGUGCUCGACAUCUGACACCUCCAACCAUUGCUAAGUUAGAAGAGAUGUGGAAGGCAGAUGCCAAUGCGACCGUGGCAGACCUCGAGAAGAAUGCAAGCGUCGACGAUGACCCGCACCCUGUACUUCUCAAGUAUGACGACCCUUACCACUAUCAAAAUAUUUUUGGUCCUCUUGUGAAGAUGGAGUCCGAUUACGAUAAGAAACUCAAGGAAGCGCAGUCCGAGGAUGGCCUGGUUGUCAAGUGGGAUUAUGGUCUUAACAACAAGCACUUGGCGAGCUUCAUUCUCCCAAAGAUUGAGUCCGGAGAUGUCAAACUAGCUGUUGGUGAUGAGAUGCGUCUUAAGUACAAAGGCGAGCUUCGACCUCCGUGGGAAGGUGUCGGAUAUGUCAUCAAGAUCCCGAACAACCAGUCAGAUGAAGUCACUUUGGAAUUGCGCAAGGGUGGAAGCGACAAGUCGGUUCCUACCGAGUGCACCCAUAACUUCUCGGCAGAUUACGUUUGGAAGGCUACGUCUUACGACCGUAUGCAAGUUGCCAUGAAGACUUUUGCCGUCGACGAGCUGAGUGUAUCGGGCUACAUCUUCCACAAGCUUCUUGGCCACGAAGUUGCCGUUGCGCCAAUGAAGACACAAAUGCCCAAGAAGUUCAGUGCCCCUGGCUUGCCUGACCUGAAUAACAGCCAAAUCAAUGCCAUCAAAGCUGUCCUUUCGACACCGCUCAGUCUCAUUCAGGGACCACCCGGAACCGGCAAAACGGUUACAUCUGCGACGAUUAUUUACCAUUUGGCCAAGAUGAACAACAGCCAGGUUCUUGUCUGCGCUCCUUCCAACGUUGCUGUGGACCAGCUUUGCGAACGUGUCCAUCGUACAGGUUUGAAGGUUGUUCGACUCACCGCAAAGUCCCGUGAGGAUGUCGAGUCGUCCGUCAGCUUUCUUGCUUUGCACGAGCAAGUACGUAUGAAUGAUACCAAUGUCGAGCUCAUGAAGCUCGCUCAGCUCAAGCAAGACGCUGGUGAACUCUCAUCUCAAGACGAGAAGAAAUUCAAGCAACUCACCAAAGCGGCCGAGCGCGAGAUUCUCAACAAUGCUGAUGUUGUCUGCUGUACUUGCGUUGGAGCGGGCGAUCCUCGACUAUCAAAGAUGAAGUUUCGAAACGUUCUGAUUGAUGAGUCUACUCAGUCCGCCGAACCUGAGUGCAUGAUUCCUCUCGUUCUAGGUUGCAAGCAAGUCGUACUUGUGGGUGACCACAAGCAGCUGGGCCCUGUUAUCAUGAACAAGAAGGCUGCCAAGGCUGGAUUGAACCAGUCUCUCUUCGAGCGUCUUGUGAAGCUGAGCUUCGUGCCUAUUCGUCUGAAUGUCCAGUACCGAAUGCAUCCAUGCCUUUCAGAAUUUCCCUCGAACAUGUUCUAUGAAGGAUCUCUUCAGAAUGGUGUCACUAUUCAGCAACGACUCCGCCGUGACGUCGAUUUUCCCUGGCCCGUAGCGGACACACCUAUGAUGUUCUGGUCUAAUCUGGGCAACGAAGAAAUUUCCGCCUCCGGAACAUCGUAUCUGAACCGAACAGAAGCAUCCAAUGUUGAGAAGAUCGUAACACGCUUCUUCAAGGCUGGAGUGAAACCAGGCGACAUCGGCGUUAUUACUCCAUACGAAGGCCAACGAAGCUACAUCGUUAGCACCAUGCAGAAUACCGGAACCUUCAAGAAGGAGAGCUACAAGGAAGUUGAGGUUGCUUCAGUCGAUGCUUUCCAGGGACGAGAGAAGGAUUUCAUUGUUCUCUCUUGUGUUCGAUCCAACGAUAACCAGGGCAUCGGUUUCCUUUCUGAUCCUCGCCGCCUCAAUGUUGCGCUUACCCGAGCGAAGUAUGGCGUGGUCAUCAUCGGAAACCCGAAGGUUCUCUCCAAGCACGAGCUGUGGCACCAUCUCCUCGUUCACUUCAAGGACCGCAAGUGCCUUGUGGAAGGCCCUCUCACCAACCUCCAGACAUCUUUACUGCAAUUCGGUCGGCCCAAGACAAGCUAUCGUCCUCAGCGCUUUGCACAACAACAGCAGCAGCAACAGCAACAGCCGCAGCAGUAUGCUUCUAGUAGCUACUCGAAUGGACGUUUCAACGGUGGCAUGAACGGCUCUGUUCGAGACUUCGACUCAGGCUCGAUGAUGUCUUACAUCCCUGAUGAUGUCUCGUCUAUUCACAGCUCUGCUCUGGGUGGUGCUGGGAUCAGUUCCGCUUACCCUCACAUGUUCUCCAACUUUAGUCCUGAACAGUGGCCCGGACUCCCUGGGGUCGGCCCAGCUGGUCGCUCAGGAGCCAAGAGUCGCGGCCGUGCUACUGAGAGCAUUGCAGGAGAGAGUGUUGCGAACUCUGAGUUUACCGAUGCCAGCUCCAGCAUAAUUGGUGGCAAGGGUGUUGGACAAGGUGGCGCGAGUCUCGGAGCGGGAUUACAGGAGGCAAUCGGUGCUUCACGACCAACUUCCUAUAGCCAAAGCGACCGAUUGAAGCAGUACGUCGAGAGUGGUGGACGGAUGGGUCCAGGCAAUGGAUUUGGUCGCCGGUAUGAUGACGAUGAGAAGAGCGUUAGCACGGCCUUCGCCAGCCAGAUCGGCGGCUCGGGAUACGACUGA